Messenger RNA from Aegilops tauschii subsp. strangulata, 2784 nucleotides. RefSeq lists its product as uncharacterized. Lineage: Eukaryota; Viridiplantae; Streptophyta; Magnoliopsida; Poales; Poaceae. The record is from RefSeq and is a predicted model, not a curated record.
CAAUAAGGUUGGAAGAGAUGAAAGAACAACAUUUAUAAUUUGAAGUCUCUCUCUUUAGAAUUAGAACACAUACUUAAUCUCUUUUCCCCUCCUUCAAUCAGGUGUAGAAUUCCUAGGCAUGUUAUGCUCAAAGUCAAGCCCAAGUAUGUGAAAGGGAAAGAGCCUCCCUGAUGUUGUAUGAUAUAUGAGUAUAUCAGCACUUUGUCCUCUGCAACAUUGUUUGGGACUGAAAACGAGUGCAUUUUGCAAACCAAGAUCCACGGUGGCUUUGACGGUUGAAUCGAGCCGCACAAACUCACAUAGAGGAUGGCAUAUUAAGGAAUAAAUUUUACAGGGUCAAAUAGACUAUGAGUCCCAUAAAUAAACCGAAAUUUGUUCAUGUAAAAUUAAUGAAUGGAACCUACUACUGAGCACAUGUUCAUAACUUAUGAUAAAAAUACUGGUGAUAGAUAGGAUCAGGAGAAGAGAUGCGGAAGACACGAAGCCUCCUAUGGGUAAUUCGGGCAUCAAACCCGAGGGCCCUCUGAGCAAACGCCACAAUGCGUUUAACUUCUUAUACAUCUCUACUCCUUAAGUAGAAAGAAAGGCUUACUGUAAGAAUAAGCCAAGCAAGUUUCUUUCGUUAAUGGUGUCUAAAACUCCAAGAUGGUUGGACUAAACCAAAUAUCUUAGUUUAUGCAAACCACUGUACAGUUCUGUUGUGGAUAUAACUUUUGGAAUAGCUUAUUGCUCAUGACAUGCACAAUAAUACAAGACAAUUAUGCCCUAAUUUGUUUUGCGGGGGCAACACUAUGUUGUCUAUUUGCUUCUCCUCUUAAUUAAACAUACUAAGAUCGAAUUGUACUGGUCAAUUAUCUAUGUACGCAAUGAAUUAUUCAAGCAAAAAAGAAUUCCUAUAUUAGUAAUGAGGAACGCAUAUCAUGCAAAUUCUAAAAUAAUAAAUGGCUUGACUCGAUGUGUUAAUCCAUUAACAUUUUUUCCAACUUGGAACGACGACUAAGGAACAUCUACUAUAUGUACACAUAAACAUCAGCUAGUGAAAUCAAGAAAAGCUGCACCAUGACAGUUAUACCAUAUGUAUACCCAUAGCUGUUUUCGUGUAGAAUAUUAGGACCUAGCUAGUUAAAGAUCUCUUACAUUAACUCUCAAAAGACUUUUGCUAAUUUGAAUGCCAAGGUCAAGAAACUACACAUGAUCUAGCACUUAUUUCAGGAUAUCUCGUUCGCACCUUUAGAAGACUAUCAGUACAUUUUUUGCCGUUUACUAGCAAGCCAAAAGAAAUGUAAAAUUUAUUAGCACAUUUUCGUGCCUUUUUUCAGCUAGUAAUAAAUGUAGUUUGAAAGAUAUAUCUGUGGAGGAGCUGGUCACAACCACGUACAAGUGGGCACUAUUUCGUUUGCAACUAGAAUAUAUUAUAUAUGUAGUUUGCACGUCGUGUUCAGAGAGCUCAGCAUUAAUUUGAAUGCACUUCCAAUAAUUUCCAAUCCAUUUCUGGACCGCGUGCAUUCGACACAUAUUCCAUUGACUAGGUAGAUCCAGUCAAAGCAAAACUCAUGGGUCAAAUUAAACAUUCAAUGACAUUAGCACUCACUCAAAGGAGUCCAUACACUUCAACAUCAAUGUAAUCAACUAGUGCAAAUUAAAAUUUUAGUUAUUAUACACGUACUAGUUCCGCAUUAGGCGUCAUGAUCAUUCUAGUUGAUGCAAUUUUUACAAUGCUCGCUCCAUAUGUGUGUAUAAGAAUCGAUUUUUGCGAUACAUUUGGCAAUCACACUUCAACCUAGCUCACAAACGGUUAAGCAUUAUGGCCUCCAACAACAACAACAAAAUGGCGAAGGGGGGCAGUAGCAAGACAGUUACUCCACUAAGGAUUCAUUCGGCCUCGCCAACGCCUAAUACUCGACAACAUGAUGCCACGAGUUCACGGGCUGCCACGGGGGGCAGUAGCAAGACGGUUACUCCACUGAAGAUUCAUUCGGCUUCAACGACAUCUAAUACUCGACAACAUGAUGCGGCGAGUUCACGGGCUGCCACGGGGGGCAGUAGCAAGACGGUUACUCCACUGAAGAUUCAUUCGGCUUCGCCAACACCUAAUACUCGACAACAGGAAGCCUUGAAUGCACGGGCUGCCACGGCGAUGAGUAUGAAUCCUGUUACUCCAGUGACAUUGCGUAAUGCCGGUAAACAUGCAUCUUCAGCUAGUGGUAUGCCUGCGAGUGGAAGGAGACCAUCCACAACAGAGCAGCAGAAACAAAGUCAGGCAUCUUCUACUGGUUUGUACCUUGUCACUCGAGCUGGAGAUCAACCCAGACGUCAAGCCCCAUCAUCAUCAGCGAGCAAUAGGAAUGGGCAAUCAUCAGCAAGCAGCAGUCAAAGGGGGCAUGCAGAGUCUCAUGGUGCCGGAAAACCGAAGUCUACAGGAACAAAAAACAAGUGAACUCUAUAGUAUCUUGCUUAUGGAUGGCAAGCUAUGAUGCGUGUAGCAGUUCAAUCGUCCGAUGUUCGAUCUCUAAAAUAAUACAAAUAAUAUGUGUAUUGUACUCUCUUAUAAAUUGGUUGUAAUUUAGUCGGUACGCAAGUGGAACUAAGAGAAAUAUAUGAAUCUGUUACGUGUAGUGGUUUGUAAUUGCCUCUCGAUGGAUUUGCAUGCUGCCCCUAGUCCCUAUUUAUGUAGUGUGUAUUGAGUUCACAUGUAUUUGGGAUUUGGGGUUGUACUAAAAAGUAUUUCAGAGUGUGUAACUCACAAAAAUAGUUCAUUUAUCUUAAAGUAUUUACCAUGGAUGU